GAACGGAAUUCAGCAAUCAUCCAAUUACACCUCCCAGCCGUGCUGCCGGUGACUGCCUGAAUGGGUCUGCUGGCGUUUGCAGUUUCAUUGGAAUAUCCACACGGAGUUCUCUGACUUCUCUAUUCUACCCAGUAUCCAAGCGCCAACAUUCUCUUUGAAGAAUUAUUCACUCUAGAUACGGAGUUAGCGUGUGUAGUAGAGUGUAAAGUGUAUAUACGUGUUGCCAUUGUUUUAACCCCCAGAGGAUGAUUCACCUCGGAGGUCUGACUGGGUUGCCCAAAAUGUUUGGGAAGAAGAAGAAAAAAAUUGAGAUUUCGGGGCCUUCAAACUUUGAACACAGGGUUCACACUGGAUUUGACCAUAAGGAACAGAAGUUCAUAGGCCUACCCCAACAAUGGCAAAGUUUGCUGGCAGACACGGCCAAUAGGCCUAAGCCUAUGGUGGACCCAUCUUGCAUCACACCGAUACAGCUUGCUCCCAUGAAGAGCCACAUUAAACUGGAACCAGAAGCAACAAACAAGACAAUUGUCCGAGGCAGUAAACCACCACUGGAUGCUUCCAUCAAUGGCUUGCUUGAAGAUUUUGACAAUAUUUCUGUAACACGCUCCAAUUCCCUUCGAAAAGAAAGCCCACCGACUCCUCAUCAGGGACAUUCUAACCAUUUAAAAGGCUACCCCGAAGAAAAUGGCUUUUUUACCUUCUCCCAUGUAGGCUGGGAAAUUCCAAGGAGUAACGUUUCCGAAAGAUACAAAGAAAGAAGCCUUAGUGCAGAGGAAGCAGAAACCUAUUACAGAACAAACAAGCCAGCAAGACCCAAUGGACAUCCCAUAAAAAUGAGGUCAUAUGAAGCAUACUUUCCUGAAACAAGGUCUGUGAAAUCAGAUAUGUCCAGCUAUCCGUCUGAGUACCACCCACAACUGGAAAUGAAAAGUAAAUCUGUCGACCAAUGUGGACUUCCCUGGGACUAUCACAGGCUCACUGGGACAUCUCUUCAGGACUACAGGGAUUACUUUCCACCUUCAAUUACAGGGACAGUAAUGUUGAGUGAGGGCUCAAAAGAAAGACUUGAGUAUACUGAAUGGAGUGAUGGAAUACCGACGGAUGAGUACGAUAAGAGGCCAAAGUCAUCAUAUGUUACCCAGACAAGUCCUCAACCAGCCAUAAGACAAAGGUCGAGGUCUGGAUCUGGUCUUCAGGAACCUCUCAUGCCAUAUGGGGCAAGUGUUCUGAAAACAAACCAGCAGGGGCAUCCAUUCAGUUCAUACACAUACCCCCGCUUGUCAGAAACUGCUGCGUGCAUUCCAAAGGCAGAUUACGAUAGAACACAGACAUCCAUGAGUCCUCCGCUGACCGGAUCUGAUACAUACCCCCGAGGUCCCACAAAGCUACCUCAGUCUCAGUGCAAAUCCAGUUAUCCCUCAAGCAAUUACGAGUAUCCAUCAGUUUACCAUAAGCCGUCACCUUACCACCAGUCACCUCUUCAUACAAGCCCCCACUUCAUGUCUGCAGCUUCCUACCCCAGUUCUCCAAGUACUACAUCGAGUGUCUAUCCUCCUCCCAGCUGGGGAUCAUCUUCUGAUCAGCAACCAUCUAGAGUGUCCCAUGAACAAUUUAGGGCUGCAUUACAGCUUGUGGUCAGCCCCGGGGACCCCAGAGAAUAUUUGGAUGACUUCAUAAAAAUUGGAGAAGGUUCAACGGGAAUAGUUUGCAUAGCAACUGAGAAACACACAGGGAAACAAGUAGCAGUGAAAAAGAUGGAUCUCAGGAAACAGCAGAGAAGAGAACUUCUCUUUAAUGAGGUUGUAAUAAUGAGAGAUUAUCAUCAUGAAAAUGUUGUCGACAUGUACAAUAGCUACCUGGUUUGUGAUGAGCUGUGGGUCGUUAUGGAGUUUCUUGAAGGUGGUGCAUUGACGGAUAUUGUAACUCACACAAGAAUGAAUGAAGAGCAGAUAGCCACAGUUUGCUUGUCUGUCCUGAAAGCUUUGUCAUAUCUGCAUAACCAGGGAGUUAUUCAUAGGGAUAUCAAAAGUGACUCCAUACUCCUUACCAGUGAUGGAAGGAUUAAAUUAUCUGAUUUUGGGUUUUGCGCUCAAGUUUCCAAGGAGGUUCCCAAAAGAAAGUCACUGGUUGGCACUCCUUACUGGAUGGCGCCGGAGGUUAUCUCAAGACUGCCUUAUGGGACUGAGGUGGACAUAUGGUCUUUGGGUAUUAUGGUGAUAGAAAUGAUAGACGGCGAACCGCCAUAUUUCAACGAGCCGCCAUUGCAGGCAAUGCGUCGGAUACGAGAUAACUUACCUCCUCGAGUGAAAGAUAUACAUCAGGUUUCCUCCGUCCUUCGUGGAUUCUUGGACUUAAUGUUGGUGCGGGAACCUUCACAGAGAGCAACAGCACAAGGACUAUUAAGACAUCCAUUCUUGAAACUCUCAGGACCCCCGUCAUGUAUCAUCCCACUCAUGAGGCAAUACCGACACCACUAAGCCACAGUUUUAUACCAUUAUAAUCUGAAAUCGAUGAUCCGCCGCUACCAAAUCGAGGAACCACAAAAAGAUGUAAACAAAAUCCAGUUCUUUUUAGCAAAACUGCCUAUAUUUCUGUACAAUUACUUCAAGACUCUGGGGUGUGUCGAAACAAAAACCUCACUUUUCACUUUCUUUGCUUUCUUUAAUUUAAAAAAAAAAAAAUAUCAAUGCAGACUUUUUACUAUUAUUCUUUUGAGAUAGUCGAAUAGUAGUUAACUAAUAAUCUAGAGCUAUCCCCAAUAUUUAUUUGAAUAAAGGGAAACACAAAUGGUAUUUCUUUAAAUACUGUAAAUCCUUCUUUGAGGUAAAAUUGCACUUUUUUUCAAAAAAAAAAAGUAGGAGUGUAAUGUAUUUUGAAAUGAAUUUGUAAUUUUCUGUAUGAUACUUUUGAUAAUUUGCAGUUUUUGAUGUUAUGUAAACAUUGUGCCAGUUCAAAACCAGGUGUAAUUUACCAAACAUUUUAACAAACAAUUCCUACUUUUAUAUCCCUUUUGGAAAACACAAAUGCCUCGGUUUCAAUGUCUCUUUUGCUUACAUGAAAUUUACAUGGAAUAUCAUAAAGUUUCCAGGAGUGGUUUGCAAUGCUUUCUUUUGGGCCCUUUUGCCUCCAUCAAUGUUGACGUUAUUAAAUACUAUGAAAGAUCAAAUACAUGUAUUGGCAUCAAUCAGUAUUUACCUUUACAGAAUCAAAUAACCUAUAAAAGAAUCCAGAUGUAAUUUAUUUAUUGCAUAUAUAUAUAUUUGCUGGUCAUUAUUCAUUCCGAGGGGGUGACUGUGUAACAGAAAUCGCAGUAUUUUGGUGUCAAAACCUAUUUUGUUUUAGAUGAUUUUUUGUAACUCUAAGGCCAUUUUUUUUAACGUUUUUAAUUUAUUAUUUUACAACCCUACUUGAAUUUUUACUUGAGUAAAAGGAGAAGACCGAAUUAAAUAUAUUUAUUUUAUUAUAUUUCAAUUUUUUUAUUUAAACUCCAUUUUUUAUAAUUAUUAUUUAAACCCAGCAGUCAACAUAAAGCGGGUAUUUUUCCAUAUUUCCAUCAUCAUUUCAUUGUGAUGUUGUUGUAGGAUGUGUUUGAUUUAAGAUACACUUGUGCUGCUGUCUGUUUUAUUUUUAUGUAAAAAAAAAUAAAUGAAUGGCUACAAAAUUUUGUGUUGCUUGUCAAAUAAACUUGCAUGUCAGUGCUAGGCGUAAAUAGAUUUGUGUUUUUGCAACCACUUGAUUCAUAAUUAUCUCAAUGCAAAAUAAUAAACUUUAUUUAUUAAUGA
This is a messenger RNA of Spea bombifrons (plains spadefoot toad), 3782 nucleotides long. It is a transcript of the gene PAK5, whose product is annotated as p21 (RAC1) activated kinase 5. Lineage: Eukaryota; Metazoa; Chordata; Amphibia; Anura; Pelobatidae. Bases 246 to 2477 code for a protein of 743 amino acids. Gene Ontology annotation, cellular component: cytoplasm. Gene Ontology annotation, biological process: intracellular signal transduction; apoptotic process; regulation of MAPK cascade. Gene Ontology annotation, molecular function: ATP binding; protein serine/threonine kinase activity. The transcript is spliced from 10 exons. The record is from RefSeq and is a predicted model, not a curated record.